AUGGCUUCCUCAACCUCGUUCUCCCGCUUCUUCAUCUCCUUCUUCUUCGCUGUCGUCGUUCUCGUCUUUCUCGUUCACGUUUCAUUCCUCACAAGUACUGCCUCCGGCGACGAGUACCAGUACCAGCACCUGCACCUGCAUCUCCACGAGAGAAACCUCGGCGCGCCCAACGGCACGAUGGUGUACGCGGUGGAGCUUCGCCGGGAGGCCCCUUAUGGAAACGGCUUCGGAAACAUCAUUGUCUUCGACAACGUGCUGCGCGAGACGGCGGAACCUGCCUCGCCGGCCAUUGGCAUGGAGCAGGGCUUCGGGGUGGGCUCCAGUUUGGCUCAGAAUUCCGGCCUCACCAUGCUGGAGCUGGUGUUCACCGCCGGAAGGUACGGCAGGAGCUCCCUCUCCGUGUUCGGUACAUUAAGGUCGACGGAAGGCGCGUCGGAGCGGGCGAUAGUCGGCGGAAGCGGCGAGUUCCGGCUGGCGAGGGGCUACGUGUUGUCCAGGGUCGGCGGCGGCACUAACGAAACACUCAUUUGGGAGCUCGAUGCUUAUAUUUUGCGUCACCAUAACUAA
Zingiber officinale is the source of this 567-nucleotide messenger RNA. RefSeq names its product pterocarpan synthase 1-like. The record is from RefSeq and is a predicted model, not a curated record. The transcript has a single exon. The coding region runs from base 1 to 567 and encodes 188 amino acids. Lineage: Eukaryota; Viridiplantae; Streptophyta; Magnoliopsida; Zingiberales; Zingiberaceae.